This is a messenger RNA of Haplochromis burtoni (Burton's mouthbrooder), 6991 nucleotides long. RefSeq names its product pyridoxal (pyridoxine, vitamin B6) kinase b (gene pdxkb). Gene Ontology annotation, biological process: pyridoxal 5'-phosphate salvage. Bases 542 to 1465 code for a protein of 307 amino acids. Gene Ontology annotation, cellular component: cytosol. Gene Ontology annotation, molecular function: pyridoxal kinase activity. NCBI's taxonomy places the organism in Eukaryota, Metazoa, Chordata, Actinopteri, Cichliformes, Cichlidae. The record is from RefSeq and is a predicted model, not a curated record. The transcript has 11 exons.
AUUCAUUCAAAUCCAGCUGUGCUGACGGGGAUGCGCUAGUGGUGUUGACGUCAGUCGUUAGGCGGUCACACAGAAUGCCUGUGUAGAAUUACGGCGAGCGCGCGUGCGUGUAUGUGUGUAAAUUUUGUCCAUGCUGCGCGCGACCGUUUGUUUUGCCUGGGUCAACACAUGAAGGACUUUAAUAUCAACACUGCACAAAGUACACACAGCGCUUACCGUAAAUAAAACGGUUCCCGCUGUUUGUGUGUGCGCGCGCGUGUGUAUCAUUGGCGUAUCCGCGCGACACCCCUCUCUCCACCUCCCGACGUCACCGCUCUCCAUCACUCGUUAAGGGCUCCGGCUACAACCAGCGCUCACACAGACGUACGCGCGCGCACAGCCGCUAGCCAGUAGGCUAACUACCGUUUCCUCUUUCCCUACCGGCGGUGCGGUCGUUGCGUUCAAAGUGUGUUCUCCCGGUGUUGUUAUGUGAAGACGUGACUCUCGUCGAAUAACGGAGAAUAUUUAUCUGCAUCUCUUCCUCGGCUGACCGGGAGCCGCCAUGGAAUGCCGCGUCCUGUCCAUACAGAGCCAUGUAGUCCGGGGAUAUGUGGGCAACAAGAGCGCCUCUUUCCCGUUACAGCUUUUAGGGUUUGAGGUGGACUCAAUCAACUCCGUCCAGUUCUCCAACCAUACAGGAUAUUCUCACUGGAAAGGUCAGGUCUUGACAGCAGAUGAGCUUCACGUUCUUUAUGAGGGGAUCAAACUGAACAACGUGCACCACUAUGACUAUGUUUUAACAGGGUACACCAGAGACACGUCCUUCUUGGAGAUGGUGGUGGACAUUGUUCAGGAGCUAAAGAGAGCCAACCCCAACCUGGUGUACGUGUGUGACCCCGUCCUCGGAGAUCAUGGAUCUAUGUAUGUUCCUCAGAAUCUUUAUCCCGUCUAUAAGAACAAGGUGGUUCCUGUUGCUGACAUCAUCACUCCUAACCAGUUUGAGGCUGAAUUAUUGACGGGGAAAAACAUCAGCACAGAGAAAGACGCUGUAGAGGUAAUGGACCUCCUCCAUGCGAUGGGCCCAGACACAGUGGUUAUUACGUCCUCUGAUCUUCCCUCUAGACUGGGAGACCGCUUCCUGGUGUCAUUGGGCAGCCAGCGUCAUGUUCGUCCAGAUGGCAGCAGGACAACACAGAGAGUGCGAUUAGAAGUUCCCAAAGUGGAUGCUGUGUUUGUAGGAACUGGAGACUUGUUUGCUGCUAUGUUGCUAGCGUGGACACAUCACUACCCCACUGACCUAAAGACGGCCUGUGAGAAAACGUUUUCAGUGAUGCAUCACGUUAUCCAGAGGACCAUAUCCUACGCUCAUGAGUUAGCAGGUCCUGGUCGGAGGCCCAGUCCGCCCCAGCUGGAGCUGCGGAUGGUCCAAAGUAAAGCUGACAUAGAAGAUCCUGCCAUAGUUACGGAGGCCACAGUCAUAUCCUAACGUUGCCCACCCAUAAGACUCAUACUAACCUCUCCAUCCAUAAAUCUCUCAGCUCCUGUAUCUCGGUAAAUCUCUCAUUACUGUAAACCUUGACUGUCAUUGCCUAACUUCAAUAACUCAUCAUCCAGACUCCUUAAACACCUUAGUAUUGUAAACCCUUUAGUCCUUUAACCCUUUGAAGUCCUCAGUGUCCUGAUCCCUAACUUAACCCUUAACCCUGUUUUGGAACCAGAGCCAUGGAUAGACAGAAGGUUUGGUCAGGGUAUCCGAGAGGACUUUGCAGCAGCUCUUUAGAAAUCUUUAGGGCUCUCCGGAUGACUCAGAUAGGGAACUUCCACAAGCACAAAAUGUCAUAUGUUAAGGUUAAUGAGAGUGAUGGCUUUAAAAAAAAAUCAUCCAGUAUUCAAUCAUCUGCACGACAGUGGAAUUGAUUUGGAGCUGGUAAACUGAGAUCUGGGCAAAAUUCACAACUGUUAUAGAAAACAUGGGAGAGGUUUUGUCCUUGGAGUGCUGCUAGGAUAAGUUAAUAGUCUUACCUCUGGUUUAAAAUAAUAUUUUACCUUUUUUAAGUUUCAUAAGACUUAUUAAUAAGUCUUUUCAAAAAGUUCUCAUGGAUAACUUGAUAACGAUCUCGGGUUUAGUUUCUGUGGCUUCUCUUCAGUCUGGCCUGGUUUUUUGCCCCUGUAGCCACACUGAAUAGUGAUGUCAGUGUAUUUGGAUGCACGUCAGUCUAUUCACAGUGACCCAGCUGCUGAAUAACAGCUCUCGCACAGAGUUAGACUGUAUUUGUGGUGUUAGUAAGGGUCAUGUGUACGUGCACAUGUAUGCACGUGCACAUGAAAAUAGGUGCACCCAUGCUUUCUUAAAAAAUAAAAAAAACAAUAAAGAAUGCAAACAUUUUCAUGGUAAAUAGCAAUAAUCAGCUGCAUCUACAGGCCAUCCUUGUUCUGCUCUGCAGUGAGCUCAGCGUAGGAGCAGUAGAAACAGUUCUCCACCUGCUGCAGGUUCUGAUUAUUUAUUAAAAAUUAUUUAAUUAGGAAAUGAUGUGAGAGUAUCUGAGUUUACUGGGACUAGAUGGCUACAUAAACCUUUCCCAACAAGUAAAGACAUGUAAACUCCACAAACUCCUGCAUGGAGUCAACUCCAGGUCCCUCUUGAUGUGAGAAAACAGUGUUGCCAAGGAUACGGCAGACCUCUGGGUCGAAGCUGAUUUUCAGAGCAGAACAAGAAUUACUGUCAACAGCUGACUUGGAGUACGCGUGACUGUGGGACGAGAUCUUUUUGGUGGAUGUAGUUGAGUAAUGGAACGUAUGAACCUACAUGGAACACAUCACGGAUCCUGGAUCUGGCGAGUAAGCCGGCUGAUAGAGGAAGAAAGGCUUAGAGGGUCAGGGUUAGGAGUGACUUACCUUUCAUCCAAAGAGCGAGGCAGUUGUCCACGGAUAAAAAUUGAAAAAUGAGUUGCAAAUUAUAACCAGGCAGGCCGCCCAACUAAAGUCUCUUUGUGGAACCACUGAACAAGUUCUCCAAAACUCUACCUCAAAAUUAUUAAACUUGCCUACUUUAUUGCUCUAUUACUGCCACCCUGUUAAACUGGCAUAUUCUGUUUAUUUCUGACAGUGUUGCACUCUAGAAGUGGUUCUCCACACCUGACGCCAAGUUGCAAGACUCUAAAGAUCAAACACUGUUUUUCUAUGGCUCUGCCCACCACACUUUUAAUCCCUUACCCGUCUUACAGCAGUGAUGUAAUGGUGACCAAGUUUAACCCCUGAGAUCUCUUGAAAAAUAUGAGAAAACAAACAAAAAAAAAAACGCACAAUGUAUAGAUGUUGUACUAUAACUGUAUUGGACCAUCUGUAUGAUAUCUUCUAUCUGAUCUGUCUAUUGGACCAUUGUGUUGAUGCUACUGUACUAUAGACUACACGCACUACAAUAUCACUCAAACAGGAGACGUCCGGGUUGGUUGUGGCACUCGCAGACGCUUCAGUGCCUCUAGUUGUUGUCACCUGAUAGUAACUGUCUAAAAAUCAAAGUGUAUAGUUGAACCUUUUUCAUCUUAGCACAACAUGAAAAAAAUGGGCAACCCGAGCUGCCUGAGCUGUCCCCAGCUGAUUGUAGACCACUCAGAAAUUGGCCACCUCAGUGCCAGAACCAACCCACGUCACGCCGGACGGCUGCCGGCCCAGCUCUCGCCCAGAACUCUAUAUCUGAAAGUUGAGCCACUGAAUUUACUGGAAGCCUCGAGUAGUAUCGAUAACAUCUACAAGCUCUUUAAACUUUUAUUUUUAAAAAUGAGCUUUUGAUUCCCAUCACACUCCACUGUGGUCUCUGUCACGUCUUAAUCUGUACCAGAAACCUGAAUUAGUCUGUGCAUGUGCGUACGAGUUCCUAUUACCUUUAUGUUUAAAAGUACUCAUUAGGUGUGUUAUGUAGAAAUAGUUCUGUUUGUUGUGGGUGCAGUAAAUGUAGGUCGAAUUUCAACCAAAUGCUGUGAGUUGAAUCUUGAAACGAAAGAUUAGUUUUGCACUAAACUAAUACAGUUAAGUCGUUAGUACAGCUUAAUCUGUUCAAACAGUUUCAGUUAAAUCAUCAUCUUACAAAUGUCACAAUAUAAACAAUUUUCCAGAGCCAAAAGUGAUUAACAAUAAAUGCGCCCCAAAAAUGCCUCUCUAAUUUUUAGUUGCACAAAAAGACAUAAAGUCAAAUGUCAGGGUUUCAAAAUCACAGUAUCAGCUUUUGAAUUACAUUAAUAUUUGUUAUAACCAAAACCAAAACCAGUGGUGGUAUUAUAACCUGUAGCUUUUCCACAGUGGAACGUGAUGGGAAGGGUGAGAGGAGAGCAAAUGGCGACAGUGGUCAUGAGCUGGUUUCAAACCAAUGAUGUCGCAAGAACUUGGGAUGUGCCUUAGCCCACUGCGCUACAAGGGCACCACAAGAAAGGAGAUUUCAGUUUUAAAUUACCUCCAGAAUCUUUUUUUCUCCUCAAUUUUGGAAAGUGCAACCAAAUAUUCAGAGGCUUAAAAAAAAAGAAAAAAAACAGCCAGAAGCCAUCAGUGAUCCACCUGAGCUGGAUGUAAGGUUCUGGGCAAGUCAGUGUAUUUCUGUACUGCUGUUGUUUCUCUAUGGACUGUACUGUGAUACUGCCUUAGGAAUCUAACAUCAUAAUACCACAAUACUACUCACAGAGAGGAGGAGGGGAGGGAAGGAAACAUGAGAUGUCUUAAAUGUAGGUAAAUGUAUGUUUAUCUUGUUUAUAGAGGUGAAAGGGGCGGAAUUAUUGUCUGGUUUACAAAAUUGCAGAAAAUUGACUCUUUUAAUUCCAACUAAAAAAAUGAAACCCAAAAAAUAUAAAAUUCAGUAAAUAUUUAUAAAACUGUUUUUUUUUCUUGGUGAAUGACUAAUUUGAAAUUGCAGCGUGGGUCAGAUUUAUUAAUAAUGAUCCAAAACUAGACAGAAGUUAGAAAAAAACAACUGAAUGAAAGUCACUUUAUGAUGUCAUGGAGCUCCGUGUGUAUGCGCACUGCUGAGAGGAUGAAUGCAGAGACUUUGUGAGCUUUGCAGUUUGCAUUAUAAAGCAGUCAGUUAUUUACCUGCCUGCGAACCUCAGCACAAAACAGUUUUGUUCACAACUUCUAGAUCUCCACCUGCACCAAUUGCGUACACAUCGUAACGUCUCCCCCUCCAAAAAAUGCAACAUUCCUUGUGAGAUUUGUCAAAGCCCCACAAGGAAUAGGUACAAAAUAAAGCAUACAAACAGUUAAUUAACCGUUUGCAGUUAAUUAAAACUCAGAUUGUUAAUAAAUCUGGCCCUAAUUGAUUUAUCAUUUGGGAACUGCAGUGUUGUAUACUUGUGCUCAGAGGUAAUCUGAAUGCACCUCUUGGACAAAUAGGUGGGAAAAACGAUCUCAUUUGUAAAACACUUUUGUACCAGUACAGUUAUAUUGUGUCACUGUAGCGCUGAUUGUCAUAUCAGUAACAGACUUAACGAGUCUGUGCAUUUUGCCAACCGUCUUUCAGCUCUGCUAACAAACCCGACCGCUGUAACACUGGAUCUAAACGCAUCCACCUGUUGUGUCUUUGCUCGUGGGAGAGUGUGUGUAUGUGUGUGUAAAUGUCGUUUAUGGUAACAGGGUUUCGUGUGUAUGUGUGUCUGCGCAUGUAAAAAUGAAAGAGCAAAUACAUGGAAAGAAAAUCUGCCAAAUGUUGUGGGAUGAAGAGGAGGGGGAGGUUAAAAAAGAAAAGGAACGCUUUGGUUAAGAUGAGGAGGGGAGGAGAGGUGUGUUCAAGAGGACAAUCACUCCCUUAACCCCAGCUGAACAUUUAGAGGACUGCUCGGAGAGGGAACUGAAUCCUAAAUGUUCCCUUGAUGCCUCACUUUGCUUCUUCUUCCUUUACAUCCUCCAAACCUGCGCAAACCCCUGCAGUGCCAGUUCUUCUGUCCGUGUUGCUAGUUUUUAAACCUUAGCCUUGCCGUGUGCGUGUUCGUUAGAUGGUUAAACUGUACUUUCACUGUUUCUGCUGUCACUGCUUUGUCACGCCGCUGUUCCCUGUUCUCAACGUGCCUCAGUGUCCAUGUUGUUGCUGUCUGUCCUGCUCACGCUGCUUUCAGUAAGUCCAACUGCUUCAGAUUCCUCCGUUGAAUUUUGACUUGGUUAAAAAAACAAAAGACGCAGGUUUGGUCUCUGGCUGCUUGUUCAUGGUAACUGUACAGGGGUUGAAUUUUGUAGGCAGCAGGUGUUGCUAAUCUUUUGAGGUUUUUAGAGUUUUGAGGGGGUUUUGUUCACUGAAUCUGGUUAUUAUCAUUAAAAACUAAUUGCUAGAUUUUAGAUUUUUUUUAAAAAUGUUAGUUUGUGUUGAAAUACACCAUUUUAUGUGUUUUAGAUGGAGGGGUGAUGUAGCCAGUGAAGUCUCGAGUUUAUUGAAUUUAACUGACAUGAGACCAAACUGGAGGCUCAGACCAUCCAAAACAUUGAGGUUUACACCUGCUACUGACAUGCUUCUGUUUGUGGACCGUGUGUCACGUUUUUAAAGUUAACUGCAGAUCAGACGGCCGGUGAGGUUUCUGAAUGUUUCACUGAAGUGAAACCCUGUGUGAUUGGAUCCUUUGCCUCUCUGGCUUACGUGGUCAUGUGACUCAUUCCUGCGUGGCUAUCCAUGCUCUCCCGUCCUCACACCCCAGCCUCCCCUCGUCCGUCUCUGUUUAGUUAUGAAUUGGCUGCCAUUAAAAACUGCAACAGCCCACCUGCUUGUGCCACAGUGGUCCUCUCCUCCUCUACAUCCACAGGUUCAACUCCACCAUCUUUUUUUUUUCCUUCUGUUCUCGGCGGCCAAAACAAAAUGAGGAAAUGUAAUAAUCAUUGUUUGGUAACUGUUUUUAGUGCUAUGUUUUUGGAGCGUUACGAGUAUUUUCUAACAUGUUACAAUAAAAGAUUGUAGUGUACAAAUUCACAUUUAUAAAUAUAUAUAUAUAUAUAGAUAUAUAUGAGAAAUGUAUGUUCUAAUGCAAUAAAGAGAGAUUAAGAAUUA